Messenger RNA from Propithecus coquereli (Coquerel's sifaka), 1012 nucleotides. RefSeq names its product glutathione S-transferase P. Bases 303 to 935 code for a protein of 210 amino acids. The transcript has 7 exons. Gene Ontology annotation, cellular component: cytosol. NCBI's taxonomy places the organism in Eukaryota, Metazoa, Chordata, Mammalia, Primates, Indriidae. The record is from RefSeq and is a predicted model, not a curated record. Gene Ontology annotation, molecular function: glutathione transferase activity. Gene Ontology annotation, biological process: glutathione metabolic process.
CUUGCCCUGCUCAGCGCCUGCACGUCACGCUCGGGGGUGUUGUCUUUCCCCGCGAUGUCCCUGCACAUGGUAACUUUGGACGCCUGUGCUCGCUCCCUCCGCCCGUGACCGUCUGUCCAGUCCCAGGCCCGGCCGGCACCCGGGGCGGAGGGGGCUCCCCCCUGCAGUUGCUGCGGGCGCCCCUGCGCGGCCAAGGCGCGGCGGGCGCCGUGACUCAGCCCGGGGGCGGAGCGGGGCGGGACCACCCCUAUAAGGCGCGGGCCGCGGGGUUUGCGCCAGAGCGUCGCCACCUGCGCAGCACUAUGCCGCCCUACACCGUUGUCUACUUCCCGGUUCGAGGGCGUUGUGAGGCCCUGCGCAUGCUGCUGGCGGACCAGGGCCAGAGCUGGAAGGAGGAGGUGGUGCCCAUGGAGACCUGGCAGCAGGGCUCGCUCAAGGCCUCCUGUCUGUAUGGGCAGCUCCCCAAGUUCCAGGAUGGAGACCUCACCCUGUACCAGUCCAAUGCCAUUCUGCGUCACCUGGGGCGUUCCCUCGGGCUGUAUGGGAAGGACCAGCGGGAGGCAGCCCUGAUGGACAUGGUGAACGACGGCGUGGAGGACCUGCGCUGCAAAUACGUCAGCCUCAUCUACACCAACUACGAUGCCGGCAAAGAGGACUAUGUCAAGGCCCUGCCGGGGCAGCUGAAGCCUUUUGAGACCCUGCUGUCCCAGAACCAGGGAGGCCAGGCCUUCAUUGUAGGCAACCAGAUCUCCUUCGCUGACUACAACCUGCUGGAUCUGUUGCUGAUGCAUGAGGUCCUGGCCCCCGGCUGCCUGAAUGCAUUUCCCCUGCUCUCGGCCUAUGUGGCGCGCCUCAGUGCCCGGCCCAAGCUCAAGGCCUUCCUGGCCUCCCCUGAGCACGUGAACCGCCCCAUCAAUGGCAAUGGGAAACAAUGAGGGCCUGUGGGACCCUCGGGGGAGACAGAGCCUGCUUGCCUGCCUUUCCCCAUGACCAAUAAAAUUUCUAAGAGAGC